Branchiostoma floridae (Florida lancelet) is the source of this 4443-nucleotide messenger RNA. RefSeq lists its product as uncharacterized. Lineage: Eukaryota; Metazoa; Chordata; Leptocardii; Amphioxiformes; Branchiostomatidae. The transcript has 4 exons. The record is from RefSeq and is a predicted model, not a curated record. Bases 820 to 3534 code for a protein of 904 amino acids.
CUUACUCUUAUUCUGUUUUUGGUUGGAACCGCGGGAACUCAAAAUACGAUCCGAGCGUAAGAGCGUCUAAUAAAAAAACUUUACUUACUGUCGGCACUAUGGAACAGAUUUUAUGGACAUAACCACUUUGUUUGUUUUGGGGAUGUUAAUAUGUGUUUCAUGUGGGAAAAUGUCUUUGAUUUCGAAAGGUACUAUUAGUUCUCUGAUGAUUUUGAUCGUAUAUCAGUUAAACGUUAAUUAGGCCACAGCAAGUAAAUUUUAUGGAUGUCAUCAGCACACUCAUCAACUUUCGACUGCUUUCAGAAAAAAAAGAAUAUUUUUGUCCUCUUCGGGGAUUAAUGAGAUAGACCAAAAUGGGCAAGCUAGAGAGGUAGAUUGGUAAGCAGAAGUGAAACUUGUUGGAUAGUUGUGAAAGUGCCACCAAUAUGAAUGCCAUGAAUGUAGUUGACACCUUGGCAAGUGGUACCAUUGUAACACACUAGUAUCACUUAUUAUACUACAGAAGUUCACUUCUUUGAUACAGGAAUGAAUCCCUUGUUAGUUGUGAUGCCAUGUUACGAUGUUUAUGGUGUCUAUUUCGAAAAUUUUGCCAUCCUUUUUUACCCAUCUUGUUUCUUUCUUGCUAUCUCAUUAUUUUUGCAUUCUGCAUAGGAUGUCAUCCAUAAAAUUUACUUGCUGUGUGGCCUUAUAAUCAAUAAUUUCCAUGAUCACUUGUGAUGACAUUAACUUAUAAUAGCACUAUCCCAUAUAUUACAGGUCCAUCUACAAUAUCCCUCUGACAAACGUGCCCGUGUCGUGGAUCUGACAGGGAUUGAGACCAUGACCCAACAGGUGGCAGAGAAAAGGUGGUCCGCAGCAGCUACAAGUGCGUUGAAACACAAGGAGUUUUCUGCAGCCCUGAAGGAAAAGGUUGGUGCCACAAUCACUAAAGAGGUCCAAUCUUUAGCUCCAACAUCCAUCCUCCAAAAAACUUCACCCGAUGACCUUGUGAACUUUAACCAGGAUGAGUUUGCUGAGGAACUGGAAAGCCGGGCCCCUUGGCUUGACGCAUGCUUCCAGGGGGCAUGUGGGACAGAGAGCCAGAAGGCCACAACAGCAAAGUGUACAGCUGCUUCAAUCUGCAUACGAGUCAAACAUCCUAAGCUGUCUGCUAUACAGUACAGAAACAGUUUUGCUCUGCUACAUGGGGGGGCAAAAAAAAGUACCUUCGCCAGGUUGAACAAGCAAAACAUCUGUAUGUCUCACAAAAGUACCAUUGCAAAACAGAAGGAGAUGGGGGAAGACAGGGAUGAAGACAUCAAAAAAUGGAAGGAAGCUGUUGAGUCCCAUAUAGAGGCAAUAUCUUUGCUAGAGACCCUACUCAUUCAAACACAAGAGGAGGAUGCCCGUGCAGCAAAAGCAGGUCUUGACACCUCUGGGAACAGCACCAUAAGUUCAGCAGACCUGCAGGCCAGUGGGUUCAGUUUUGACUCCUUCAGCAUCCAAAGUCCAUGCUCACAAGACGAAGGAGAGAACAUCUAUGAAGAACUCGGGGUCAAGCCGUUGGAGAAUGAAGAUGCAGAAGCGAACACGCCUGCCACCGAACAAGAAGGCUGCCCUAUCCCCAACACAAAGUCUCCACUCAUUGACUCUAUGAUGGAGAUACCGGGAUUCUGUGACGGUGCCUACCAAAAAGCAGCACAUGCCUUGGAGACGGUAAAAAGUCGUGACAAGACAGAUUCAGCAGCAGUUCAAGAAGCAAUCAACCUCAUGAAGGACACACCUCUCCCUACCUAUCAGUUAAUAGUGGACAACCUGGACAUGGAGGUCGUGGCAAAACACCAAUCAAAAGACAAGAAAAGCCAGUCCUUACAUUGGGUGCACCAAAUGGCUGCAAAGGACAGAGUCACCACAACCCUACCAGACGACAGACCGCAAAAACCAAUAGAAGACCUUCAAAUCUCAGAAGUGAUGCUGACAGAGGAGGUACAAUGUCUGCUGCGGAAAGACUACAUUGUUCACGUGACUCGAACACUGGAGAAUAACCUGCCUGCACUCAGCUGCAUCAAAGGGGCAGCGGUCAAGCACAUUCGGCACGAGUACACGGAGGAGAUGUCACAGCCCACAGAAGAGACCUGGCUUGGACUCCAGUUCAAGAAUGAAAACAAGAGUGGGGACAUGGUCCAGAUUCUGCGCAACUAUCAAGAAAACUACAUCCCCGUCAAGGAAGACGAGGACGGCUGCAUCACAGAACUCCUCCAGCCAGUGCUACUAGGAGGUGACUGGCUCACUGAGGAACGUGUACAUGGUGUGCAGGCUGCAUUUCAGGAUGGCAACACCCCCCUGGAGCGUUUUGAAUCGUCGAUCGGAAAGCAUGACGUGUGGCAUGCAGCACGCAACCUGACAGAGAUCUACGACGGCGAAUAUGGGGGCGAAACACCCCGGGACAAGGGAACGUUGUGUGCCAAUAUGAACGUCAUUGGUGCCAUUUGCGCAAAGAAGGGACCACACCAGGCCUACAACCACUACAAGGAGUUCAUGGACAAGGACCUGGAUGCCACGAUCAUCCACGCGGCCAUGGAAAUAUUCAGCCUUCCAAGCAUUGAUGCUCAGCCAGAAGACUUCCCUCCUCCAUACAUCCGGGCUGCCAGCCGACACAAGCAGCGAGACUGGUUGGAAUGCAGGGCAGCAGAGAUAGUCGACCUCAUCUUUGCUGAGGAGACGUUUACAGUCCGUGACAUUCAGCAAGGUAUGGCACCUAAGCCCAAACCUGAGUUGCCAUGUCGGUAUCCUGGCUGCACAAAGGUGUACAAAAGGCCAGGGUCCCGAAAAUCACAUGAAGAAAGUAAACAUGGUCUUGUGGUGGAGGAGGAGGAAAGCACCAAUGCUACCUCCUCCAGCUCAGAAGACCAUGUUUACAACUACCAUAUUGGUAAACUGACCCUUGGUCUCCUCAUAAGGAAUAUCAAUGAUGCCACAAAGGAGGGUGAUGGGGAGAGGCUCUCCAGGUGUUUCAGGAUGGCCCUUUUGUAUUACAAGGCCUUUGGUCACACCAAAUAUGCAUAUGGCACUCUGCUUUUCUUCGCCAGAGUUCAUGCCCUGUUGCCCCCUAGGCUGGCCCACAGUUUGAAGUGGAACAGAGUAGUGAACAACAGAGGCGGUAAAGGUAACAAUAUUCCUAUGGAUCUAAAUCUCGAACACGGCAAUUUCUACGUGAAAUCCUUCCUGAAACACCUGGGACCAAACUUGAAUGAGCAAACUGCUGCUCGGGUGGCAAAUUCCAUUGGCAGGAUGGCAAAACUGCUCAAGAAAGCUGACAGAGAUUGGGGUGUUAAGCGGGAGACAGGCUACCAUCACAAAGCCGACCCGACUACAGAUAUUCAUACUUUGGUGGAGCAGUAUGCUCAGGUAGGAGUAUUCCGUCACCAACCAGGCAGAGCAUAUGAUGGUUUCCCCAACAUCAAAGCUAGCGUUCUAUCAGCAAAGAUAAACGCCAGCAAACUGUCAGUUUGGAUGAGGUCACUUUUCGCCAAGUGGGGACCCCUGUAUGAGUAGGUGUUUGAGAGAUGCCUGUUUUGAUUUACAUGACUGAAAUAUCCACAAGAUUUCUAUGCCAUGUUAACAUUUAUAGGAGCAUACCCCUUUUGAUUGUGAUAACCCCUUUUCAAAGAAAUUCAAUGUGUUGUAUUGUAAUGUCUAAUAUCAAAUCUAUGGUUAGCUUUGAAGUGUUACUGUUCGAAAAAUAUACCUCAUGCAAUGAUGGAUCAUUCAAACAGUUUAUUUACCUGAAGGGAACAUAAAAGUAGAAGUAAAAUGAUGAAAGAACUAUGUUACUUUGAAAUUGCAUGCCAUCUUCCAGGCACAAAAGGUAAUAGCUAAUACAAAAAUGUAAUAACUAUUCAGUAUUCACUCAAUAUGGACUUUCGCCAUAUCAUGUCAUACAUGUAAAUAAAAGUUCUUUGUAGGAAUUAUACAACAUAUUACUGUAACUAUGUUCUAUAGUUUAGCCGACAUGAAAAGGAUACUUCUGUACAUGGAAUCUUUCCUAGGAACUUGUUGCUCUUCAAAUACUGACAUGUAAUUGCAAUUUGUGCAAAAGGUAUUGAUACAGUAUUGCUUGAGGCAGUGAACUUGUUAGCCUACAUUGUAUUUUGAAGGUGAAUAUAAGAUAUGAACAUGGGAAACAAUGUAAGUUAUGUAGCCGAUUUGUAACAUAUGUAACAUAGGAAAUUAUUGAGAAAAUGGAAGUUGUUAACAAGGUCGUAAUGACAUGGAAUAAUUAUAGUUUUUUUCGCAUGGCAGUGAUAUAUUGCGCAAGGCUUGUUUGUAAACUGCAUUGUAUUUUUCAAUGGUGAAUAUAAACAAUGCACAUGGGAGUCUCUGUAAGCUAAUGUUAACCAAGAAGUGUUUAGAUUGCUUUGCCUGGUGUACAUAGAUCAAUAAAACAUUAGUUUUGAGACAUAU